CCCGCCGCGGCUCUGGCCUUGGGGAGGGCCGGGUGGAGCCCUGUUUUGGUUUGCUCCGUUGCUGAGAUAGGGCCGCGCGGGUGCCCUUGCUGCGGGGGCUCUCGCGAGGUGCCAUGGCAACUUUAUCGUCCUUCUGCCUAUCUGCAGAGACGGGGAGGGGAACCGCAAGGGAGAGGCACUGAGAUGCUCUCUGUCCAUCCCCCCACCUGAUGCCACAUCUGGAGCUUUAGAAAUGUGCUGAAACAGCAGCUUAUUGCUGUGGCUGAGUCCCUGGGAUCCGUCAACUAGGUACCUUGGCGUCGUCUCCCUGGCCAAGACGGGUGACAUCCCGGCCGGUGUGUGGUGGCCCCUGCAGCACCUUUAGCACCUUUAGCUCAGGCAGAGCUGCCUCAGGUGGCACAAGACACCGAGCUGCUGAAAGUCUCUUCAGGGAUGUUCAUUCAAGCUCAAGUCCACUCUUUGCCCCAGCUCCUGGCUCAGACCAACUACUUGUCACAUGGAGGAAAAAAGCCAACUAGGGCAAGCCAUUGAAAUAAAAGCAGGAGUGAGCAGAAGCUCUAGCCGGUGCCUGCGUUUCAGCCACAGCCCAGGCCAGCCCGCUCACGGGCUGGUUCCCCUUGGAGAGCCAGCACAGUCCACCCUGCCUGAGGACAAGUCUCAGCAAGGGGGGCAGCCCCAGGGCUUCAAGGCUAAGGCUGAUGGCUAAGAGGCAGGAGGCUUGAGGGUCGACCUCCAGCCCUGCCACUGCUCCACUCCACGUCCCUGGGGGAGUUGCUUCACCUCCACGGGGCUUCAGGAAAGAUGAGGAAUCAUGGUGGGGUCUGCCAGAGCAGCGUGUUGGGAUGGAGGGUGAGGUGGAUGGAGGGAAAGGAGAAGGUUCAUUGAAGGGACAGAAGGAGAGAAGGAUGGAUGGGGAAGAGGAGAUUGGAAGAGGAGGAUAACUGCAGAUUUCUUAGCCUCUCCACAGUUGGUCUAACCCUCAAGACAUGUGGUCUCUGUGGGGCUCUCUCCAUGCUAUUGCCCUGGGGUUGAGGUGAAAGCCCAUGCUGGCAGCAGGAGGUCAGCAGGAUCCCUUCUGGGACACGCAGGAGGCAACCAACUACCGCCUGGCGCUGGAGCGGAUGGCAGACGACAUCCUGUCCCUCCGCCAGCACGUCGCAAGCCUGGAGGUGGAGAACAGCAACCUGCGGCGCAGCCUCGCGAUGCACGAGGACCCGGGCCGCACACUGCUCAGCGACAUUGACGUGGACGUCAUGACCAGGGCGGAGAUCCUGGACAGGAUUGCCACCCUCAAGUGCAAGCUAGCAUCUGGCACAGUGGAGAUGAGGAGUCUGAAGGACCGUGUGCAGCAGCUGCAGAAUGAACUGAUUCGGAAAAAUGACCAGGAGAAAGACCUGGUGAUGCUCCAGAGAGCCCACCAGCAGCAGCAAGCUGUGCUGAGGAGAUACGAGGAGAAGGUGGCCAAGAUGAAGGGCCUGGAGGAGACAGUGAGGCAGCAGGAGAAGGUGAUUGAGACGAUGGAGCGGAUGCUGGAGGAACGGCUCUCCGAGGCGGGCAGGAGCACCCAGAAACCGGCAGGCGAAGCCCUGGCCAGGGAGCUGUACGACCCCCGGUCGCUCCGCCGCCGCAAGCCUUACCGCACAGCCGAUGUCUUCAGCGGCUCGGAGAAGGUGUCUCUGCUGGCCAAAUUGGAGAAGGAGCAAGCCCGCAGCCGUGUCCUGGAGAGCCAGCUGGAGGAGGCCUCAAGGAGGUGGGGACGGGAGAAGCAGGAGCUCAGCACACGCUUGCUGGAGCAGGACCACGGCUUCAGGGGUUGGUCCUCCAGCUUCGCCCAUGACCUGGCCAUGAAAAUGCCACUGGACCCCACGGCUCCUGUGAAGAGACACCAAACACUGGACCCUCUGCCCUAGCGCACGGCAGAACUGGAGCAGUGAGGCUGUGGGAGGUGUUUCUGCUGGUCUGUGGCUGCCCUUGAUCUCCCCACCCUGGGACACGCUUUGCACAGGACUCUGGAGAAAGAUUCAGAAAUGUACUGUUCAUGCUCAUGAAGAGUAUCCAGUGCUUUUGCUGCAUGACUAAGUUACAGAGCAAAUCAGAGGGGAAGCAAAACAUUAGCAGAUCUCAGAGCAGCAGGACAGCUGGUCCCCGCAUGGUCCAAGCAGCACGUUCCCCCAGCCUCUGGGGACGUGCGGAGGAGCCCCGAGGUCUGGGGGUGCCUCAAGCAGCUAUGGCAGGGAGCCGGCAGUGCCUGGCAAGGCUGGGUGGGCUGGGGAAGGAAAUCACCCCCGUCAUGCCUCCCUCUGCUGCCAUCCCACACCCUGUCACAGAGCAGACCCCUUUUCCAUGGUGAACAUAAAAGCAGGGAGGGCUGAGACAUGGGAGCCCCUGAGCCCUGGCAGGGGAUGUGCCUCGGGGCUCCUUGCCCAGCGUGAACCACCCCAGGGCACAGGCGAUGCUGAGAUUAGGUUCCUCUGCUUUAUCUCCCCAGUGGCGUAAGCGCAGCCUUGAGUGAACUGGAGCAGAGGCAGGGGGCACAAAGCCAAGGCUGUAGCCGUGAAAGCUUCACAGCUUUCUCCCAAAUCAUAUCCUUUUGCUGGAGUCUUAUUGUAACAUCACAGGGAGCUUUCCAGGAUGUAAAGCAUGUGCCAGGCUGUCAGAGACAUGCAGGCGCGAUUCCCCUCUAACUGGGACCAGCUCGGUCCAACACCUGCUGUCCUAGCCCAGUCCCAGGAUCUCCAGGGAAUGGACUCUUCUGCCCCCUCAGGCCUGGGACUCCAGAGGCCUCAAGGUGAGGUGGAUGGGUUUGUCCGGGAUCAGGAUGAGAUCAAACUUGGUCCCGACUUCCACAGCCCUCUUGGUUUCAAUCUUGAAGUUCUCCAGCAUCUGGAAUGGAGGGAAAAAGCAGGUGGAAAAUGCCAAAGAUGAAAAUAUAAGGAGGUCCCAAGGGCCAGACAGGGGCUGGUUUCCCUCACUGUUGGUUUCGGCUCUGCACAGGGCUUUGCUGGACUGUGUACUCAGCUCUUCAUCACCUUUUCCCACUGCAAGGUACUGCUGACACAACCAAGUUGUCCCCACGGAGCGUGUGAGCCCUCCCCAAUCCCUGUCAGUGCAAAGUCAGCCUGCUCCACUGACCAUGUCCAGCACUGGGAUGCGGACUGCACCUCCUCGUAGCAGCAGAGAGCUCAGUGGUGAGGGUGGCAACAGGAUCCAUGACUUCUCUGCUCCACAGCAAGGUUGUUAGAGCGUGCCCUGGGCUAUACCAAGUCCCUCAAGGGUGCAACGUCUGAGCAUCUUGCAGCCUUCGAUCCCUUUCCCCUCUCACUGGGAGAGCCUCCAACCAGGCACUGAGCCCUAACUCUGCCCAGCAGUGCCCAUCUGCGGGAGUCAACGGGCUGCGGCAGUGACCCAGCCUGCUCCUCUGAAGCUGCGGAGGGAGCAAGAGGGUUCCCCCCCAUAGUGGCCUAGUUGCCCUGACUCUCCCCCACGGCAGCUGGGCUCUGCUGGCAGCAAGCUUACGUGGAUGAGGAAGAGCUGCAUCUCCAGCUCGGCGAUCCUGCGGCCCAGGCACUGGCGCGGUCCAAAUCCGAAGCCCAGGCCCUUGAAGUAUUUUGAACCCGUUGCCAGCCAGCGCUCAGGGUUGAACUGCUCUGGCUUGGGGAAGACCUUAGGAUCCCGGCCCAUGGCGUAAAGCCCGACCUGCACCAGCGUCUGUGAAGGAGUGAAGAAGGAUGAGCCCCACGGCCUCCCUGCUGCUCUGCAAUCCCCUGCUGUGGCCACGUGGCUUCAUCUGUGCUUUGGAAACCAGCAGUGCCAGGGCUGUGUGCGGUGGGGAAAGGUGGUGCUGGGCUGGGCCCCCUCCCUGGCCACAGCCAAGCACCAUGGCUGCCUCACCAAGUCACCAGGCUGUGCCCAGCAUCCCAGAUCUCCUGGGUCCCACCUCCAUUCAGAGUCACUUCUAAAGCAGAGAGGGGCUGAGGAAAGAUUCUGGUUUUAUGC
Molecule: messenger RNA, 3996 nt
Organism: Struthio camelus australis
Lineage: Eukaryota; Metazoa; Chordata; Aves; Struthioniformes; Struthionidae
Source: RefSeq, a predicted model, not a curated record